AUGGACGACGACUUCGACGGCGCCGACGUCCGCGUCGAAGCCACCGCCCCCGCACCCGCCACCGACGCUCUCUCAAAGCGAAAACGCAAGCGCGAGAAAGAAAAAGCCAAUAAAGCCGCCGCUGCCACCACCACCGCCACCUCCUCCACCACCACCCCCACCUCCCGCCCCUCCAAAAAGGCCAAACCCGCCCCCAAAUCCACCCCCAUCACCACCACCCCCGACGACGGCUCCAUCGACCCCACAAUCGCCCACAUGGACCCCCCGCUCCUCGCCGACCACCUCAUCUCGCGCCACAAGCACUGGCACCCCACGCUCAGCGCCGUCGAGCUGCACGACGCACACAUCCCCGCCGCCCACUUCGGCGACACGACGCACUGGCAGUCGCAGCGGUCGCUGGCGAACCUGCCCAACUACCUCGAAAAAUGUUGUCGAGUUGCCGGCGCGAAGAAGUUCAGGCUGGACCAGGCGGCGGAGGCGCACGGCGCGCCGCAUACGCUGAGUAAGGAUGCGAUGGUGGCGAAGCUGUUUGCGAAGCAUAUUAAGCUGGCGGAGAGUGUGGAGGUGUGUAAGAACAACCGGAUUGGAAUCGCGGUCGGCACACCUUCUCGAAUCCUCGAAGUGCUCAAAGAAGAGGUGCUGAAGCUGGACGAGCUGCGGUGGAUCGUGGUGGAUGCGAGUUAUGUGGACAAGAAGGGGUUUGGCGUGUUUGGGAUCCGCGAGGUGCAGGAGGGCGUUAUGGAGCUGUUUGGGCAUGAGAAGGUGAAGAAGCGGUUUGAGGAGGGGUUGAAGAUUUUGUUUUUUUAG
Morchella sextelata is the source of this 807-nucleotide messenger RNA. RefSeq lists its product as uncharacterized. Gene Ontology annotation, cellular component: 90S preribosome; nucleus. The coding region runs from base 1 to 807 and encodes 268 amino acids. Lineage: Eukaryota; Fungi; Ascomycota; Pezizomycetes; Pezizales; Morchellaceae. The transcript has 3 exons. The record is from RefSeq and is a predicted model, not a curated record.